AGACAAAUAAGACGACUGUCAACUUUGAAAUUCUGAACUCGCAAUUCCAUAUAUAUUUAAGUAUUAAAAUUAUAGUGCUACUAGUGGAUAUUAUCUUAUCAAGCAAUUGUGUUAGGUAUGGCCCUUAUCAUAUAAUAACAUGCUCAUUGUGCUUUAGUCUGUGCAUACUAUUGUGAAAUUUAAAAAGAAAAAAAAAUUAAAAUCACUGUGAAUCACAUCAGUUAAACAUGCACCGGAGGUGUUGUUUUUUUUGCCAGGCCACAUCAGCCAAAGUGCCAGGCCUAACAUUACACAAUUUCCCAAAUGACUUAACACUCCGCAAAAUUUGGCUAGAAGGUUGUGGAUAUGCUCAUGAAAAAUUUUUUCCGCAUAGUAAACUAUGCUCACUACAUUUUGAUGAAAGUUCUUACAAAAUCACUAAGUCAAGAAGAUUAUUAAAAGACAAUGCCAUUCCAACAAAAUUUGAAAAAAAUUCAAAUUUUGAUUUUGGUGUGAAACCUAAUAAAUUACUAGUAGUAAAUGAUGAAGAGAUUACUAAUCAUAUAGUAUCUGCUAAAAAACCAGUUGAAUGUGAAAAGUCUAGUUCAGAGAUGAAAAAUGAUGUAUCUACCCAGAUAGUUGAAUGUGAAAAGUCUGAUUCAGAGAUGAAAAUGAAUGUGUCUACCCAGACAGUUGAGUGUGAAAAAUCUGGUUCAGAGAUGAAAAUUCAGAAAUUGUCAAAUACUGAACUUAUUCAGAACAUUCUAGAACUACCAAAAUCCAAAAUGAGCCAUCGUCUUGAUGGUGACAUAGCAACUCCUGUUCUAAGUACACCUAAACGUACAAAAAAAAAAAACUAUGCUGUAAUAAAACUUAAAAUCUUGAAACAAAGAAGAAAAAUUAGAACAUUACAACAAAGAGUGAAUCGACUUAAAAAAAAAAAUUCAAGCUUAUCUUCUUUAUAUUAUCAUCUGAAAAAAACAAAA
Myzus persicae (green peach aphid) is the source of this 965-nucleotide messenger RNA. RefSeq names its product THAP domain-containing protein 2-like. The annotation marks the transcript as partial. Gene Ontology annotation, molecular function: sequence-specific DNA binding. The record is from RefSeq and is a predicted model, not a curated record. The transcript is spliced from 7 exons. Lineage: Eukaryota; Metazoa; Arthropoda; Insecta; Hemiptera; Aphididae.